AUGAAACCGCAAUUAAUAUCAAUUUUGGUAGCAAUGUCGCUAGCAGCGACAUCUGCGGUCGACGUUUGCUGGGGUCCUGGGAUUCCCUGCCAAGACAAAGAAGGAUGUUGUGAUGGAUUGAUCUGUAGUGAUGGAAAGUGUGCUGAAGAUCAAAGCAGCGGCGGUGGCGGUGGUGGUGGACCCGCAAUUUGUAUGGGAGAAGGCGCUCCGUGCUCUGACGAAAGCGAAUGUUGUGACGAUGUUACUUGUCAAAGCGGAACUUGUUCCAAACCCUCAAGCGGUGGUGGUGGUGGUGGUGGUGGUGGUGGUGGACCAGCAAUUUGCAUGGGAGAAGGCAUGCCUUGCUCUGACGAAAGCGAAUGUUGUGACGAUGUUACUUGUCAAAGUGGAACUUGUUCCAAACCUUCAAACGGUGGUGGUGGUGGUGGUAGUGGUAGUGGUGGUGGACCCGUAAUUUGUAUGGGAGAAGGCGCUCCGUGCUCUGACGAAAGCGAAUGUUGUGACGAUGUUACUUGUCAAAGUGGAACUUGUUCCAAACCCUCAAGCGGUGGUGGUGGUGGUGGUGGUGGACCAGAAAUUUGCAUGGGCGAAGGCAUGCCUUGCUCUGACGAAAGCGAAUGUUGUGACGAUGUUACUUGUCAAAGUGGAACUUGUUCCAAACCCUCAAGCGGUGGUGGUGGUGGUGGUGGUGGACCAGAAAUUUGCAUGGGCGAAGGCAUGCCUUGCUCUGACGAAAGCGAAUGUUGUGACGAUGUUACUUGUCAAAGCGGAACUUGUUCCAAACUUUCAAGCGGUGGUGGUGGUGGUGGACCAGCAAUUUGCAUGGGAGAAGGCAUGCCUUCUAUCGUUAUAUUACCUUGGCGUCAUCAACUGACCACUGGUGAAAGUACACCAAUCAUCUUGGCUGCAUCAAGUAAAAAGCAACAGUACUUUUGUGUGCUUGUGUUGGCGUGUGUUGUCAGAUCUCAAGUGCAAAGCAAAGUAAGAUGCUCCCAGGAUUUUAUGGAAGUUGAUAUUGUCAGGAGCAGUCCUCAAGCUAAGAUAUAUCUUCAGCAGCUUGAAAAUUAUCCAGAUGAGGCGUGCAAGCCAGUUUUUCACAAAGGCGUCGCCACAUUUCGGCUGUCUCUCGCCGAACAAAACAUGUCACGCUGCGGAAUCGUUCGAGUUGUUAACAAAAUGACGGGACAAAAAGUUUACUAUCAUCGUAUUAUCGUCGUCGAGCCCGGGGAUGAGGGCAAACACACGUUUACUGUCAAGUGCAUCGUUACUGAGCUCGAUUUACAGACUAAAAUUUCGGGGUUGGAUCAUGGAGUUGUCAGGAGAAGUGUUUUGCCCGCUGGAUUUCAAGAAGAUGACACCGUUGAUAUCCAGGAUGAAAUAAAAGGAAAUGCGCCAAUUCCGAUGCUCAGCGUUGGUGUUCGUCAAGGUGGUAAACUAGUCACGGGGGAACUCAAUGUUAGCCCGGGUACUCCACUACAAAUGGAAAUAUUUCUCGAUACUGAGUCAGCACCUGUUUAUGGGCUACUUGUCACUUACAUGCAAGUCACUGACACUAGGACUGCUGAGGAAACAAUCAUUUUCAAUGGAUGUUCAGUCGACCCAUACUUAUUUGAAAACUUCAAUACAGUAGACGGUGACUUUCUCACAGCAAAAUUCCGAGCUUUUAAAUUUCCAGAGAGUACAUACGUCCAGUUCCGAGGAACGGUAAACGUUUGCUUGGACAAAUGUCAAGGAGUUGAAUGUAGCAACGGGCAACUUGGGUUCGGGAGAAAGAAACGUGCAAUCUCAAUGUCCGGGGACAAGAACAAAGUCUUCGAAGUUACAAUGUCGACGUUUAUUAAAGUCGACUACGAUAGUCAGGUCCCAGAUGCCACACUCUCACAGUUCAUAAGACCGGGAAAGAAUAGAACGUUCGAGCGAUCGGUAAUCGGCGAGCAAGUCCAAGAGCAGUUUGUUUACAAAUGGACGGAAUCAUCUGGCUCCUCUUACUGCCUUAACUUAAUCCAAAUUCUACUCAGUUGUUUCUUUUUGUCAUUUUUUUGA
Cotesia congregata is the source of this 2043-nucleotide messenger RNA. The record is from the annotation of a GenBank genome assembly. Lineage: Eukaryota; Metazoa; Arthropoda; Insecta; Hymenoptera; Braconidae.